Molecule: messenger RNA, 4376 nt
Organism: Magnolia sinica
Lineage: Eukaryota; Viridiplantae; Streptophyta; Magnoliopsida; Magnoliales; Magnoliaceae
Product: protein GIGANTEA-like
Exons: 15
Coding region: 503-4036 (1177 amino acids)
Biological process (GO): regulation of circadian rhythm; response to stress; regulation of long-day photoperiodism, flowering
Cellular component (GO): nucleus
Source: RefSeq, a predicted model, not a curated record
GAAGCUCGAAAAUAUCUGGCCACGUAUGCAGAACGGAGCGGGCCCUCUCGGGCAGCUCUCUCUCCCUCGCCGAAACUCCUAAAAAUCUCCUUUCACAGCAACGGAAGAUUCGAGAAGUGGUUGAGCACCGAGCUUCGAAACUUAAAAUUCUGCUGGAAAAUUUUAUCUGUAUAUGUUGUAUUUUUGGUUUGGAGAUUAUGGACUGAGAUCGACGGUGGCGAUUUCUUGCUGUUCUAGAAGAUUAGAAGCUGUGUAUUUCUGGAGAUUAUGAACUGAGAUUGACGGUGGCGAAUUCUUGCUGUUCUAGAAGAUUAGAAGCUGUGUAUUUCUGGAGAUUAUGGACUUAGAUCGACGGUGGCGAUUUCUUGCUGUUCUAGAAGCUUAGAAGCUGUGUAUUUUUCUUUUUCACCCUUCAAUGAGGUUUUGAAUUGAGGAAUUCGGUAACGAGGGAAGUGGAAGCAGGGUGCUCCAGAGUUGGUUCGACAUUUUUUUAAAGAUUUCCAUGUCGAUCCCAUGUGAGAGAUGGAUCAACGGUCUCCAAUUCUCGUCGUUGUUCUGGCCCCCACCUCAGGACGAUCAGCAGCGUCAGGUGCAAAUUAUGGCUUAUGUUGAAUACUUUGGUCAAUUCACCUCAGAGCGAUUCCCGGAAGAUGUUGCCGAGCUAAUUCGCACUUGUUAUCCAUCCAAGGAAAAGCGCCUUUUGGAUGAAGUAUUGGCAAUCUUUGUUCUUCAUCAUCCAGAGCAUGGACAUGCUGUUGUUCAUCCAAUUCUUUCUUGUAUAAUUGACGGGACAUUGGUGUAUGAUAAGAACCAUCCUCCCUUUAGUUCUUUCAUUUCUUUAGUCUGCCCAAGUAGUGAGAAAGAAUAUUCUGAACAAUGGGCCCUGGCGUGUGGGGAAAUUUUGCGAAUAUUAACUCACUACAAUCGCCCAAUUUACAAUAUUGAGAAUCAAAGCAGUGAAACGGAGAGGAGCAACAGUGGCAGCCAUGCUACAACAAGUGACUCACGGGAUGGGGAAGCAUGCCAAUCAUCACUGGUGGAACAUGAGAGGAAACCAUUAAGGCCUCUAUCUCCUUGGAUUACUGACAUAUUGCUUGCUGCACCUUUGGGUAUUAGAAGCGACUAUUUCCGCUGGUGCGGUGGGGUCAUGGGUAAAUAUGCAGCUGGUGAACUCAAGCCUCCAACAACUGCUUGUGGUCACAGGUCAGGGAAACAUCCUCAGCUUAUGCCAUCAACUCCAAGAUGGGCUGUGGCAAACGGUGCUGGCGUUAUAUUAAGUGUUUGCGAUGAAGAAGUUGCCCGCUAUGAAACUGCUAAUCUAACAGCUGCUGCAGUUCCUGCACUUCUGCUUCCUCCUCCAACAACCGCAUUAGAUGAGCAUCUAGUAGCUGGGUUGCCAGCUCUUGAACCAUAUGCUCGCUUGUUUCAUAGGUACUAUGCCAUUGCUACUCCAAGUGCCACCCAAAGGCUUCUUCUUGGACUUCUUGAAGCACCACCAUCAUGGGCUCCAGAUGCACUUGACGCUGCUGUGCAACUUGUGGAACUUCUAAGGGCAGCUGAGUAUUAUGCAUCUGGUAUGAGGCUUCCAAGGAAUUGGAUGCAUUUGCAUUUCUUACGUGCAAUUGGGACUGCAAUGUCCAUGAGGGCUGGCAUCGCUGCAGAUGCUGCCGCAGCUUUACUUUUCCGCAUACUUUCACAACCCACAUUGCUUUUUCCUCCACCAAGGCAUGCUGAAGGUGUUGAUGUCCAGCAUGAACCUCUCGGUGGCUAUAUUUCGUUCCAAAAAAAACAGAUAGAGGUUCUGGCUGACGAAGCCACCAUUGAAGCCACUGCCCAAGGAAUUGCUUCAAUGUUAUGUGCCCAUGGCCCCGAGGUUGAAUGGAGAAUUUGUACCAUCUGGGAAGCUGCUUACGGCCUUCUUCCUUUAAGUUCCUCAGCUGUUGAUUUGCCUGAAAUUAUAGUUGCAACCCCUCUGCAACCUCCUGUUUUAUCAUGGAAUCUGUAUUUACCACUACUUAAAGUCUUAGAGUAUCUUCCUCGAGGAAGCCCAUCUGAAGCAUGCCUCAUGAGGAUCUUUGUGGCUACAGUGGAAGCGAUUCUUCAAAGAACAUUUCCACUGCAAUCCUCCAGAGAACAAACCAGGAAAUCAAGGUACCAUGUUGUUAUUGGGAAUGCGUCUAAGAACCUUGCUGUUGCUGAGCUGCGUACGAUGGUGCAUUCGCUAUUUCUAGAGUCAUGUGCUUCUAUGGAACUUGCUUCCCGCCUGCUGUUUGUUGUGCUAACCGUGUGUGUCAGUCAUGAAGCUCUGCCCAAUGGGAGCAAGAAGCCAACUGGCAUUGACAUUCAUUCUCCUGACGAAGAACAGCAAAAUGGAAAAGAAAUGAGAACUAAAAACAGAAAGAAGCAAGGCCCUGUGGCAACCUUUGAUUCUUAUGUUCUAGCCGCUGUUUGUGCUUUGUCUUGUGAACUUCAGCUCUUCCCUUUGAUGUCAAAAGCUGCUAAGUGUUCAGAUUCUAAAGACUCCAUGACCAUAGUGAAGUCUGGUAAAAUUAAUGGAUCUUCUGAAGAGUUUGAAAAUGGUAUUCACUCAGCGGUUCAUCAUACUCGUAGAAUGUUGGGAAUUUUAGAAGCACUCUUUUCAUUGAAGCCAUCUUCUGUUGGCACCUCAUGGAGUUACAGUUCAAAUGAGAUAGUUGCUGCAGCUAUGGUUGCCGCCCAUGUUUCUGAACUGUUUGGACGAUCAAAGGCCUGUAUGCAUGCUCUCUCCAUUCUCAUGCGGUGCAAAUGGGAUGAAGAAAUCUAUACCAGGGCAUCUUCACUUUAUCACCUUAUUGACAUUCACGGCAAAGCUGUUGCAUCCAUUCUUGACAAGGCAGAACCGCUUGAAGCAAACUUAGUAGGUGCACCAUUAUGGAAGGAUGCUCAAAUCAACGGUAGAAAAGAUAUAAGUUCCUCAAAUGAUAACAGAUUUGCAUUGGGACCUCCUUAUACGCGACAACAUGAAGGUGAUAAGAAUUUGGAACAUGUGAGAACAUAUCCGAGACAUGAGAAAGCAAUAAUACUAACGGAUGCUAUGCUAAAUGACUCUGGGAAGAGUCUCAAGAGUUUGCCUGUGGAUGCAUCAGACUUGGCAAACUUUCUUACAAUGGAUAGGCACAUAGGAUUUAACUGCAGUGCACAAGCUCUUCUGAGAUCUGUACUUGCUGAGAAACAAGAAUUAUGUUUCUCAGUUGUUUCAUUGCUGUGGCACAAGUUGAUCACAGCCCCAGAGACACAAAUGAGUGCUGAAAGUACAUCUGCCCAACAGGGAUGGAGGCAGGUCGUCGAUGCCCUGUGCAAUGUUGUGCUUGCAUCACCAACAAAAGCAUUGACUGCAGUUGUUCUUCAGGUGGAGAGGGACUUGCAACCCUGGAUUGCUAGAGAUGAUGAACAAGGUCAGGGAAUGUGGAGAAUCAAUCAACGGAUUGUUAAAUUGAUGGUGGAGCUGUUGAGGAAUCAUGAUAGCCCUGAAGCCUUGAUAAUUCUAUCAAGUACUUCAGAUCUUCUUCUCCGUGCGACGGAUGGAAUGCUCGUUGAUGGAGAAGCUUGCACUUUACCACAGCUAGAGCUCCUGGAAGCAACAGCUAGAGCAGUUCAAGUAGUGCUAGAUUUGGGAGAGUCCAGCUCAGCUGUCGCCGAUGGCCUUUCAAACCUGCUAAAGUGUCGCCUACCAGCUACCAUCCGUUGCCUUUCUCAUCCAAGUGCACAUGUGCGUGCUCUAAGCAUGUCAGUUCUUUGGGAUAUCUUGCAUAUCGGCUCCAUCAAAUCCAACCAAAAGAAAGAGGAUGCAGAGCAAAUCCAUGGGCCACCUUACCAAUGCUUAACCAUAGGCACCAUCAACUGGCGUUCCAACAUUGAGAAGUGCUUAACAUGGGAAGCCCACAGUCGGCGCGCAACCAGGAUGACACUGGCAUUCCUCGAUGCCGCUGCCCGGGAACUGGGUUGCGACCUUUCCUUUUCUUGUCAUGGGCCUCCACAAUCCACCCAUUUGAAAUAGCACUGUUGCAUAUCAAGUCACAUGGGGCCGUAGAACUUGAAGAAUGUAGAUAGGCCGAAGCAGCUGUUGAAGUCUUCUGUUCUUGUAGAUACAAUGAAGAACUCGCACUCCCAUCAUUCUAGAUCUUUAAACAGGAAGAGCAUGAUAUACAGUGGAAACUGGAGAUUGGGCUGUGUCUGGUUUUUGACCCCUUUUUUUCUAUUUUCUUAUGUUGCUUAUGCUAUCUGUUGGUCUAAUAUACUUGAAUGCUCCCCUAUUAGAAAUAUGGAAUGCAGGCUGCUUUGGUGCCUAAACCCUACAACAUACAUCAAUAAUAUUUAAUUGUCAUUCUCAAGGUUUC